Exophiala aquamarina CBS 119918 is the source of this 1002-nucleotide messenger RNA. RefSeq lists its product as uncharacterized. NCBI's taxonomy places the organism in Eukaryota, Fungi, Ascomycota, Eurotiomycetes, Chaetothyriales, Herpotrichiellaceae. The record is from RefSeq and is a predicted model, not a curated record. The coding region runs from base 434 to 775 and encodes 113 amino acids. The transcript is spliced from 2 exons.
AUUAUGGCGAAGUCAAUCGUUCUUUUCUCCUUGCUCGCACCUGCUCUCAGCGCAGUGUUGCCCAGAGGUCAAGAGGGUGACAAGUCCUCUAUGGCCAUUACUCAAUCGGCUGAAAAAGCUUCGACUACACAAGCAUCUUCUCAGACAUGGAACGACUGGGCUUCCAGUGCCCCGGCCGAAAAGUCAACCGUCGUCGUUGUAACAUCCAGCAAAGAGGUAGUCCCGUCUUCUUCCAAGCCUGAAGAAGGAAAGUCAACCCAAGCCUCCAGCUGGGCUGAUUGGCAGCAAUCUUCCUCUGCUGUCAAAACCAGCGAAGUACCAAAGGGCACGUCCGAAGUACCAAAGGGCACGUCGUCCUGGGCCGACUGGACUUCCACCCAUCCUGCCGAAAGUAAGACGACUCUUUCAACAGUCAGCAAAUCUCAGGAGUGGAAUGACUGGCAGAAGAGCUCCCAGGCAUCUUCCAAGCCUGUCGAAACUUCCUCUCAGUGGAACGACUGGGAGAAAAGUUCUCAGGUUCCUAAAUCUGUUGAGACCCCGGCGCCACAACAAUCUUCUCAAGGGUGGAAUGAUUGGCAAAAGUCGUCGUCCGAGGCACCUAAACCUGUCGAAACUUCCAAACCCGCCGUACCCGAACAGACUCAGAGCUGGAACGAUUGGCAACAGUCGUCCGAGGCUCCCAAGCCCGCCGAGACUUCCAAGCCUGCUGCUCCUGAACAGUCUCAAGGAUGGAAUGACUGGCAACAGUCGUCCGAGGCUUCCAAGCCAGUUCUGACUCCCGCUCCAGAGCAGACCAAGCCAUCAGCUCCGCAACAAUCUCAAGGCUGGAAUGACUGGCAGCAGACCUCCCAGGUUGACAAAGGCGUGGAGACAGCUGCUCCUCAAGGAGGCAGCAACUGGAACAAUUGGCAGAAGGAAUCCUGCGUCCCAACCACCAUCACCGUGACCGUGACCGAGACUGCUCCAGCGGCAGCUGAGAAAACCACAGGAUGGAACGACUGG